AUGGCUUCUGUCACAGUGUCCACUCCGGUGAAGAGCCACCAUGGGCUGUUUUCCUCCAAGACUGCUGGCGGUCGUAUCCCUCUGACCCCUUCGCCUAACCACCUGGCCAGCGGUACCUCGUCACCUUUCACUCCUCCUCAAAAGGCCGACGCUGGCCGUGGCCAAACCAAGUCCGUCUACGGCGGCAACCUCUCUGCACACUUCACCAAGUCCUCCGUCCAGAAGUCAAGCCGUACCACAUACCGUGAAUCUCCCAAGUCAAACAUUGCUCGCAUUCGCAAGUCGCCAAAGCACCUCGAGCUCGGUGUGUCCGACUGGACGUUGACCGGCGGUAGUGUCGCAUCAACUUCAUCUCCUUCAUCAAAAGAACGCCCUCGUCGGGAGAUCCCCACGCGUUCUCGGGCCAGCAAGACAACUGUGCGCAUUUCUCACAACGCUGCUGACCGUUUCAUCCCAAACCGGACCGCCAGUGAAGGUCUGGCUACAAGUGGUGCUGCAAAGCCCGAAGAGGGCCAGCGCCCCAAGAGCGGUAGCGGUGGAUCAUCAGUUCUGGCUACGGCUGCUAGUGCUUUUGAUAUGGGUGCCCGUGGAUCCGAUGAUGACCUGACAGCUGCUCUUGAGAACUUGGGUCUUGAAGACAAUGAGCCCUCCACGUACACUCGCCCGGCUCCCGAUGCCGUUGCCUACAAGUCAUCGCUUGCUGAUGCCUGCGGUGUGAGCCAGAACACUCGCAUCCUGGCCUUCAAGCCUCCUCCCCCCGAGUCGUCGAAGCCUAUUGAUCUUCGUGCUCAAUACAACCGUCCUCUUCGUCCUGCCAAGUCGAACGCUGCCCAGUUCCGCCGCCGUGUCCAAACUGCCCCCGAGCGGGUUCUCGAUGCCCCUGGCCUUUUGGAUGACUACUACCUCAACUUGCUCGACUGGAGCUCUGGUAACCAGGUCGCCAUUGGUCUCGAGCGCAAUGUCUAUGUUUGGUCUGCUGAGUCUGGCUCCGUGAACUGUCUUUUGGAAAGCUCCCCCGACACUUACAUCAGCAGCGUGAAGUGGAGUGGUGAUGGUGCUUACGUUGGUGUUGGCUUGGGCACUGGUGAAGUUCAGAUCUGGGAUGUUGAGGAGGGUACCAAGCUUCGCAGCAUGUACGGCCACGACUCCCGUGUUGGUGUCAUGGGCUGGAACAAGCACACCCUGUCCACUGGAGCUCGUAGUGGCCUCGUCUACAACCACGAUGUCCGCAUCGCUGACCACAAGGUCGCUGAGCUUGUCUCUCACACCUCUGAGGUCUGUGGUCUCGAGUGGCGCGCCGACGGCGCUCAGCUCGCCACUGGUGGAAACGAUAACCUCGUCAACAUCUGGGAUGCCCGUUCCCUGAGCGCUCCCAAGUUCACCAAGACCAACCACCGUGCUGCUGUCAAGGCUCUCAGCUGGUGUCCCUGGCAAUCAAACCUUCUCGCCACUGGCGGUGGUUCUUACGAUCGUCACAUUCACUUCUGGAACACCACUACUGGUGCUCGUACCAACAGCAUCGACACUGGCUCCCAGGUCACGUCCCUGCGCUGGAGCAACCAUUACCGCGAGAUCGUCAGCUCCAGUGGCUUCCCCGACAACUCUCUCAGCAUCUGGAGCUAUCCUACUCUGGUCCGCAACGUUGAGAUCCCCGCUCACGAGACUCGUGUACUCCACAGCGCUAUCAGCCCUGACGGUCAGAUGCUGGCCACCACCGCCGCUGACGAGAGCCUCAAGUUCUGGAAGAUCUUCGAGCGUAAGGCCGGCACCACUGCCUCCAGUGCUCGUGAGGGCGGUGUGGGCAGCAAGGCCCAAAUGACCAAGUCUAUGACCAUCCGCUAA
Messenger RNA from Penicillium arizonense, 1842 nucleotides. Its product is annotated as WD40 repeat domain-containing protein. Gene Ontology annotation, cellular component: anaphase-promoting complex. Bases 1 to 1842 code for a protein of 613 amino acids. The transcript has a single exon. The record is from RefSeq and is a predicted model, not a curated record. Gene Ontology annotation, biological process: anaphase-promoting complex-dependent catabolic process; positive regulation of ubiquitin protein ligase activity; positive regulation of anaphase-promoting complex-dependent catabolic process. NCBI's taxonomy places the organism in Eukaryota, Fungi, Ascomycota, Eurotiomycetes, Eurotiales, Aspergillaceae. Gene Ontology annotation, molecular function: ubiquitin ligase activator activity; anaphase-promoting complex binding; protein binding.